This is a messenger RNA of Paramuricea clavata, 16154 nucleotides long. NCBI's taxonomy places the organism in Eukaryota, Metazoa, Cnidaria, Anthozoa, Malacalcyonacea, Plexauridae. The record is from the annotation of a GenBank genome assembly.
AGCACCAUAUUGACACUGGUAAUGCCCGACCAAUUUAUCGACAACCAUAUCGUGUGUCACCCGCAGUAAGAACAAGUAUCGAUAAUCAUGUACAUGAAAUGCUUGAUCAAGGUAUUAUCCAGCCUUCAGUAAGCCCGUGGGCAGCCCCUGUAGUUCUAGUACGAAAAAAAGCUAGACGGCACUGAACGUUUUUGUGUUGACUACCGACAGUUAAAUAAAGUCACUCAGCGAGAUUCUCAUCCGAUUCCUCAUGUACAAGAUACUCUUGAUUGUUUGCAUGGUACUUCAUAUUUUUCUUGUCUUGACCUGCGAUCAGGCUAUUGGCAAGUCGAAGUCGAUGACGAAUCAAAACCAAAAACUGCUUUUGCGACACAUAGCGGGCUAUAUGAAUUUCGUAGAAUGCCCUUCGGGUUAGCCAAUGCCCCGUCAACAUUCCAACGCUUAAUGCACGCUGUUUUACGUGGCCUCCAGUACCAAAUUUGCUUAGUGUAUUUAGAUGACAUUAUAAUCUAUUCGCGCUCAUUCGACGAUCACUUAGACCAUCUAAAUGAUGUUUUUAGUAGGCUCCGGUCUGCGAAUGUUAAACUUAAGCCUAGCAAGUGCUCAUUUGCGCGCUCCACUGUGGAAUAUCUCGGACAUGUUGUCUCUCGCGAUGGUAUCCGACCAGACCCUAGUAAAAUUGCAGCAGUCGAAAACUUUCCAGUUCCUCGAUGCGUUCGCGAUGUUAGAAGUUUUUUAGGCUUAGCAAACUACUACCGUAGAUUCAUCAAAAACUUUGCAUCAAUAGCAUCGCCACUUAACAAGCUUACGCAUAAAAAUGUACGUUUUUAUUGGGACGAGUCUUGUGCAAAAGCGUUUCACACCCUAAAAUCCUGCCUGACAUCAGCACCAAUUUUAGCGUACCCCGAUUUCUCCCUGCCAUUCGAGUUGAACACCGACGCUUCGUCGACUGGUAUUGGUUUUGCAUUAUGUCAAACUCAAGAUGGCAAAAGUCGUGCUAUCGCAUAUGGCGGUUGUGAUUUAAACACUGCGGAACGUAACUACAGUACAACUGAACGGGAAGCUCUAGCUAUCGUUGAAGGCAUUAAGAAAUUCCGCAAUUAUCUGCAUGAUCGAAAGUUCGUAAUUCAUACAGACCACCACGCCCUCCGUUGGUUGAUGUCAAUUAAGGAUCCAAGUGGUCGACUUGCGCGUUGGGCUUUAUUGCUACAACAAUACGAUUUCACCAUCGAAUAUAGAUCCGGCAAGCAGAACUUAGAUGCAGAUGCUCUUUCUCGCCGUUCGUAUGGUACACAGCUUCACAUUGGCGCAUACGAUUUACCUGGGGUACCAAUUGACCGUAUUCGUGAAUUACAACGCCAAGAUGCUGAACUCUCCGAUCUCAUCACCUUCUUGGAAACCGAAGCACUUCCAUCUAACAACAAAAGAGCUCGCUCGUUCGUACUUUAUGGCGACAAAUUUUACCUGGAUGACAAUGGUUUGCUAUUCUCCCUUUGGACACCCAGUAAACGUACCCAACGUGACGUAUGCUCACAACUUGUAAUUCCAGACGCUUUAAAGCAUGAAGUUUUGGUUCGGGCUCACGAUGAUGUUACCGCUUGUCAUCUUGGUACGCAGAAGACAUAUGGGAAAAUCCGCACUCGUUACUACUGGCGUAAUAUGUUCCGGGAUAUUGACAGAUGGUGCAAAAGCUGCGUCGAUUGUGCAAUGAAGAAAUCGCCUCGUAACAGACAUAACGCUCCUCUUUUGCCAAUUCCAGUAGAAAACGCUUUCGAUCGCCUUGCAGUUGACUGUUUGGGACCAUUCCCACUUUCAACUGCUGGAAACCGUUAUGUCGUUGUCUUUACAGAAUACCUCACUCGCUGGCCAGAGGCGUUCGCCGUCCCUACUACAGAUGCUCCAACCAUUUCUCGUCUCCUAGUUAACCAUAUCGUCCUUACACAUGGCGCUCCUCGAACUUUAUUAUCGGAUCGCGGAACUAACUUCCUAUCAUCACUUGUUAGAUCGGUCUGUGAACUUCUCAACACCAAAAAAGUGAAUACAACAGCGUACCAUCCACAAACAGACGGUCUUGUUGAAAGAUUCAACCACACACUUUGUCAAUCCGUGUCAAUGUAUGUCAGUCGUGAUCAAAAAGACUGGGACACCCAUCUACCAGCGAUACUCUUUGGUUUUCGCGUUAGUCCCCAGGAGACCACCGGAGAUAGUCCAUUCUAUUUACUUUACGGACGUGAGCCAAGACUCCCCAUCGAUGUUUCUCUUCUUCCUCCGUCCAACGUCACAAAGUCUGUCAAGAAACACAGAGCGCGCAUAGUCCAAACAAUAGACGAAGCUCAUGCUAUUGCUCGCGCAAACAUCCAGCGAACACAGCAAUCCAUGAAAGCCCGUUAUGAUCGUUCAGCCUGUGAAUCCAAAUUUAUGCUUGGAGAUCGAGUAUGGGUAUAUACACCAAAGACAAAGAAAGGUCUUUCACGUAAACUUAUGCAUCAUUGGCAUGGACCAUUCCGUAUCAUAGAAAAAUGCUCACCAGUCCACUUCAAACUGCGAACCUGCGACAAUCGCCUCGUCUCCAUUACUGUCCAUGCAAAUAGAAUGAAGCCUUACUACGAUCCAGAUUCGCGUCCUCAGACUCCUCCGAAUAUUGAAAUGCCAGAUGAACCACCCAUUCCUGAAGACGAACUUCCUGACGACGCGCUUGCUGACAAUACACCGGUCCAUGAGCCCAGCAUCGACCAAUCUGUUCCGGCAGACACAUCAGUUGUAGAAGAAAAUUUGGAAACAUAUAAUAUAGAACAUAUCAUUAAAGAGCGUAAGCGCAAGGGUAAGAAACAAUUUUUAGUUAAGUGGGAAGGGUAUGACCCUGAGCAUAAUUCAUGGGUAGACGAGACUGACAUUAUUCACCUUGAACAAAACAACAACUAACGUACGAUACCAUCUCAAGGCUUUUAACCUCUGGGACGACUUGUUUUGUGAUCCGGAUGUUCAGGAUCUCAUGCUUGUGUUGUCCAGACUUCGGCUGUGAACUAUUUAGCCUCGCAUGUACCCCUCGUUCGGACACGUUAUAAUUGUGUGUGAAGUAUAAUUAGAUGUCGCACUAUGUGGGAAGUUGAAAGUGAAUGAUGAGAAAAAGAAUGUAAAAUAGGCUUUGUUAUUGCUCGCAUGUACCCCUCGUUCGGACACGUUAUAAUUGUGUGUGAAGUAUAAUUAGAUGUCGCACUAUGUGGGAAGUUGAAAGUGAAUGAUGAGAAAAAGAAUGUAAAAUAGGCCCUUUGUUAUUGUUUUGUUAUUGUUUUGUUAUUGUUUUGUUAUUGUUUGUUUUGUUAUUGUCCCUUCCAUGACACAACUAUGUUCUUUUUCCUUAAUAUUUGGUUCAAGUCAAAUUUCACAUGCCUUUGCAAUUAGGUGAGUAUUUAUCUGUAAUCAAUAUACGGAUACAGUUUCAGUUAAAGUUCUCAACAGUGGAAUACAACGAUGGUUGCACAUGCAAAGAAAUGUACAAUUACUGAAAGACUGCUAACCUUGAAAUCAAGAUCAUAUUGAACUUAUUUAAUUGUAAUAACUUUGAAAACCGGGAGGUUUUCACUUAAAGGAGAGAGAUAUGUUAUACACGGAAAUAAUACACUAGAAUUAUAUGCACGAGUGUUGCACGUGAUGAUCACAUGAAGAAUACAAUGAACCAUUGAUGAACAAUGCACAAUAGCAUAAUUUAAUUAACAGGAAACAAUGUGUAUGACACUGUCAGGAAACAGUGAGUGUAUUAGAGUCUUAGUGUCAGAGUAGAGCUGACUGUAGUCAGAGCGUUUGUAUCUAUCAAAAGCUACGCACAGACGCACACAAUAUUCAAAAUAUAUAUAUGUGAUAAAAGAAACCGUGUUGGUGUCAGUGAUAUUGAUAUUCUUGUUGUUGAGCUAUUACCCCUACGGCCCCGACGAUCCUGCUGUAUUAGUCUGAAUAUAACCAAGAAAAGGGGUCGUAUAACACUAACCAUGCACUUAACAUUAAUCUUUACUUAUUAACCAGUUACUGAUAAGUUGUUUUCCUUUCUUUCUACUCAUUUCUUCUUUCAAACUAUGUAACCGUUUUUGUAAUAUUAAACCAUUAUUUUGUAAAUAUAUAUAUACCAUACCCUGUAAAUUCAUUUAGAUUGCUCUGAAGAUGUUGUAUUGUAAACAACGAAACGUUAGCUAAUUAAAAUUUUACUUUUAUUAUGUUUGGUUUUAAAGUUAUUUGCUGGGCUCUGCUCUUUAUCUUUAGAAUAGGAAAUUCGCUAGACGGUGCUCCAUCAAUUAUGACACGACUUGUGAGCUUGCUGUACCAGUUUCUUAGCAGUCUCCAGGUUUUUCCUUGAAUACCGAGAUUGAACAUUUUAUAAAACAUUCCAGAGAUCCACACAGUAUCAAAUGCCUUUGCUGUGUCCAAGAAGCAGCCAUAGACUUUGCUUCCGUUUUCAAUGUUGUGUAAAACAGCUUCUUGUAGUGACAUUGUAGCAUCUAGGCAGCUUUUUCCUGCCUGAUAUGCGUAUUGCAGGUUGUUCGGAAAUCCUUUCGCACCAAAGAAGGGCAUCCAUCUGUUAAGUAUCAGUCUUUCAAAAAUUUUUCCGAUAACAUUCAGCAACGUGAUGCCUCUGUAAUUGUCUUUAUUAUGCCUAUCUUUCUUGUUAGUUUUAUACAGAGAUAUAAUGUCACCAACAGCUAGAACAUUAGGAAUUUCCUCCAUUUCUCUAAUGGCAUUGAGUAUUUCAGUGAGAACCUUCAUGACUGCUUGACCCCCGUACUUAACAUGUACAUAAUACAGACCAUCAGGUCCGCAUGCCUUUCGAUUCGGUAACUGUGCACACGUACUGCUAACUUCGUUAAGCGUAAAGGCAGCGUCCAGGGCAUCGUAACUCGCAUUUAGACUUUCAAUUUCAUAAUCUGCCAAGCAAUUUUCAACAUAGGAAGUAAACUUUGCGUCAAAAUUUGAAUUAUAUUUAAGCUCGUACAAAUCUGAAUAAUGAUCCUUCCACACUUCGCGUAACUCGUUCGGGUCAUUUAUAGUCUUUCCGUAUAUUUUCAAACUAUAUGAUUGUAGUCCUCUAUCCUUGCGUCGUGUUGACAUGGUGCGUUGAAAUGCACCUCUGUCUUGCUCAAAAAUGUUUUCAAAUCUUUCAUACUCUUUGGAUUCAUAUUCAUAGGCUUUUCAUCUAAGCUGCUUUCUAAAAUCACGUUUGGCUUGCUUGUAAGCACGAAAAAAUGAGUUAUUAGGAUCCCGCGGACGUCCCUGCGUUAUCCAAAUCUUGCGAAAGUGACGACACUUUUUGUGCAGAGGUUUCAAACCUUCUUUCCAGUAAGGCUUAAGGUGACUUUUAAAUUUUAAUUUUGGGAUCGAUUGAUCAGCAGAUGAUUUAAGCGCAGUUGUUACAUCUGGUAGUAUAUCGUCUAUUGAUGAAAUAUCAACGUACGAACAAUCUUCAAACUGUAAAGUGUCAAGAGCAGGAGUUACAUUUAAUUCAUAAGCUUGCCUAACUGAAGGUACAGCGAUCAUUUUCCAUGCUGGAGAAGGCUUCUGUAUGGAAUUGUUCAAUUUAUUUGUUGCACAUACUUUAUAGCAGAAAAUUGGUCGAUGAAAUGAAAGAUUUCCACAAUCAUCGUCAGAUACAAGACAAGAUUUGACAAGGUCUAUGUGAUCAUUCCUAAUGAGAAUAUGGUCUACUGUUGUUUUAGCUAGUCCAUUGUUGCUAUAAAACGUUUCAAUUGGUCCUGUACAAAACAAUUGUGAAUUGACAGAGAUCAAUGAUAGUCUCUUCAUUAUUCUUUUGAAAUGUGUUCCUCUAAUGUUUAUGUCUGCAAAGCUUCUAGGUCCCCCGAAGAGCCUAUGUGGCAAUUGAAGUCACCAAGAACCAUAAAGGACCCGCGAUUGGAAAGUUCAUUAGUGACGUCCUCUAGGGAUUCAAGAGUUUCUUUAUAGACAGGAAGGGGUAGGUUAGACGAGGGAAAAUAUACUCCAAUAAUAUAGAAAUUGUAUUUGUCCAAGGUUUUAAAAUUAAUGGCUACAAUUCGGUCAUUUCCUAUUUCUUCUAGUAUUUCUACGCUUGCGUUUAAUGAUUUUCUCCAAAAAAUAGCAAUGCCCCCUUUGCCUCUCCGCCAUAGUGAAUUUAAGUCCAAAUUGCUACUGCAUCUUCCCCAACCCGUAACGUUUUGGUGUAAUGUUUGAAUAAUUGAUAUAAAAUCAGGAUAAAGCCAGUGUUCUUGGAUAACUAAUAUGUCUGUAUUAUUUAAGCAUUGCUCUAUAUAUGGUAUAUUGCAAAUCAGUCCGCCCACAUUUAGCGUCGCAAUACGCAUAUUGUCUUUGUUUACACUAUUCAUAGGAUUGAUUAGAGUUGGUUUGUCUUGAUUUAUAGUAUCAAGUUUAUUUUUCGUUAACCAAGGUUUACAAGACACAAAAGCUGGCCAGAAAUCUUUUUGAGAUAUAACAGAACAAUCUUUUGUAUUUACAUUCAAUUUGACCGAAAUAGUCCCCUUUCGCCGACUUGGAAAUACUUUCAAUUGAGUGGGCUGGAUCUCUCUCUUUUCUAGAAAACCAAUUAUGGUUUCAUAGGUUACGGUGUCAGAAAUUCCACUCAAAAAGAAUUUUCUAACAUGUCUACGUUUACGUUUAACGCCGACAAAGCCAUCACCAUCAGCUUCCGAAGUUAAAUCUACAUUCGGGACAUGCUCUGGCGCUUUUGAUAAAUUAGGCUGAAGUUUGUUUUGAUUUGGCUGAAUGUUUAGAUGCCGACUAGUAUCUGAAUUUGUAUGUACAUUGUCUUCAUCAACAAUAGCGUUGACUACAGACUUGUUAGUUACAUUACCAUUUGUCAUAUUGGAUGCGGCAUUGUUUUUUGUUUUUUCAAUAGAUUCAAUCGAAGGUGAUUUGCCUGGUGUUGGCCUAGCCGUACUAAUUAACAGGGGAGUAGUGUUUUUUGAACUGGUUACGCCGUUUGCAUCGUUAUUUUUUGGUUUAUUGUUGGGGUUCAUCGUCGCUUCUGAAUAAGUUUGGCGUGCUUCUUUAUUUAAAUUUGGUGCUCGCUUUUCGAGUGUCAAUAAGCGAGAUUUUAAUGUUAAAUUUUCAGAUUUCAAAUGAUUUAUUUCGCUCUCUUGUUUCUGAAUAGUUUUUUCCUUUUGAGAUAACUGCGCUAAAAUAUCAUUUAUAUCAUGAGUAAAUUUCUCCUUCAAAAUAAACACAUCUGCUUCGAUAGAAGCUAUACGAGCGGAGCAGUGUUUGUGUGUUAAAUGCGACUCUAAACCAGACAUAUCACUUCGCCCUUGCGUAGCAUUAAGAAUGGGAAUCCCAAAUAUUUUCUCAGCAAUGUUAUCACUACUAUCACUCACUGUUAUAAUGUUUUCAGGUAAACAGUCAUCUAGCUCCAGAUCUAAACAUAGAUUUAAUAGCAGGUUCAACCACCCCAGUAUCCAAACAUACCAUUAGUUGCCAUAUAUCUUCGGCUAAACGUUCUUCAAGUGUUGAAAACGUACUGUUUCCCUUAGGCUUUCUUCUUGUAUACAUAUCCCCUUGCGGAAAAUGAGAGACUUGCUGGCAUUCCGAGCAUAGCUUAUACUUGAAUUCAGUUAACGUUGACACGGUUCCAAUUUCUAACAACUUCUCAACUAUUUUAUCCUUUGGACGAUCCUUCCAAGUUUCAUAAAAGCUAUCAAAGGGUAAUGACAGAUUCGACGCGUCGUUAUUUCGAGUUCUGCAGUGUCAAAACGUGGCGCGCAGGUUGCCAAAUACCACUACAAAGUUAAUAAUCUAUUCACUGCAGCAAAAGUCUUGUAAAAAGACAACUUAUAAUUCAAUAAGGACGUGGCUCAAAUGUCAUGACCGUCCGCCAUUUUGCAACCUGAUAUAGAAUAGAUAGAUAGAUAGAUAGAUAGAUAGAUAGAGAUAGAUAUAGAGACACGUAGAGAUAGAUAGAUAGAUAUAUUGAUUUUUUAUACUGUUAGAACUGGACAAGGAGUUUCAAUAAAAUAGAUUUCGCUGAAUUCAGAAAGCCUUAACUUAAAUUUUGAUAUAGGCUAUGACUUGAAUAUUUGAGCAAUAUUGAAUGAAAUACUACAGUUUCAUUUCGAAGAACCAUUUUUGAAAAUGCUUAAAAUUACAUUAAAUCGGGCUAUCAAAUUAACAUUUAAUUUAAUGCUGUUCUUGUCAACACAAUAAUAUUUACACAUUCGAUGAUUUAUUCAUCUGAAAAAGCAUAUCCUUGAACACCUACACAAAGUCGUGCUCUGUUAACCAUGCCAGAAAAAGCGCUUUAUAUCAUUUGUGCAUCUGAACUUUGGCACGCUAAGAUAACUGCCUGCCGGAGAUGUCUCAAAUUCCUAGGCUGCUGCUCAUGCGGGACGUUCCAGAUUUGUUGCUUCAUUUCGAACUUUGGCAUUCGAAUUUUUCAUUUCCCGCAAGGCCCAGAGGUAAAAAUAUUUUAUGUAAACCAUAAUAAAAUAAUACAAGAUUGAAGCUAACUUCUUUAAAAUUUUCAAUACCCUGAAAAAAUAGCAAAUGUCUUCAAAGAAAUUUAAUAAGCCGUUUUAGUAGAUUUUUUCGGCAAUUUUCAAUUUUCAAUUUUCACUAAUAUAUAUAUAUAUAUAUAUAUAUUGUUAUGGUGCGUUAUUUAUGCGUCAAAUAUAUGUUCCAAUUAGGUAUAUUUUCAACCUUUAGGCUUCGGGUUCAAAUUAUAUUAACGCUACCGUAACACAAAUAGCAUGAAACCUUAUACCUUUUAUAUAUUUUAUUUACUUUCAACAAUAUGAAUUAGCGUCUCUAUAAUGUUAUAAUAAUAUAGUAAUCUUAAUAUAUCAACUUAUCUCUCUAUUUGUUUGAGCUGAGCACAACUUUGAAUCUUUAUUCUUUAUACUUUGUAUUCCGUCUUCUUUAAUAAUAAUUAUUCCACAAUAUUCCAAUGUUCUUCAGUUUACUUGACGAGGCUUAAUUAUCUAGCCUUUUAAUUAUAUACUUCAGCCUUUGUUGGCUUAUGAAGUAUUUUAGCCUAAAUGGCUCUUCUCACUUCACUCUCCGCUCUCGACUCUCAGGUUGUGCUCAGCUUUUAUAAUAAAUUUUAGAGGAAGAAAUCUGUAACUAUGACUAAUUUCCUCUACGCAAUAUGUUUGUCAAAGCAAGUUCCAGCAGUGUUUAUCAACCACAAAACUAUGUCCUGUUUGCGUGGUUUGUGGUACUAGGCGUUUCCCGUGGUUCUUUAAUCUCUCUAAAUAUUUGCUUAUUCAUGCGAGGAAGGUUGCCUAAGGUCUUCCUCUUAUAAUUAUAACAGUAUACUGAAUAUAUAGUAUUGAAUACAGUAUUGAAUAUAUUAAAUAACAUGGUAUAACACUGUCAUGUUACAAUGCACUAUUCACCUCCGGACAAAAACAAAACGAUAUAUAUAUAUAUACUUCCUUUUAUAAUUAUAACAGUAUACUGAAUAUAUAGUAAUGAAUAUAGUAUUGAAUAUAUUAAAUAACAUGGUAUAACACUGCCAUGUUACAAUAUAUAUAUAGGAUAUAUAUAUAUAUAUAUAUAUAUAUAUAUAUAUAUAUAUAUAUUAGUGCUUUCCUGUUGGCGAUUUUAUAUGCGUUUGGGCAGUUUUAGGCGGUUUAAGAGAACUUUGGUCAAUUAAUUUUGACCUGCGAUUUAAGGCGAGGAGUUACCACCCCAGAGUAGGCCGUCAUAUGUCAAUACACUAUGUGUAUCAAUCAGAGACACUAUCUUGAUCAAUUUGCGAUAGGAUCUCCAAAGAAAGUACAUGUGCAGACAACAUGAAACUUUAGACAGUCACUGCAGAAAAUUUCACAAUCUGUUAUCAAACUUAUAUCACAGAAGUGGUAAAGGACAUAUAUGUGACAACUGAAUAGUACCGUUUGUAAAUAUUUUGGCCAGGGGAGGGUAUUUAUUUUUUAAUUGAUAGUUGGGGUUGGGUAAUCAGGUUUUUUUUGCUUUUUAGCCUAAUGGUUGGGUCAGCAAAAUUUUUGCCACGAAAAACAAUUCUCUUCGGUGCCACCCCCCGCCAUAAAUAAUGACCGGUCCCUUAUAUACAUACCUUCGCAGACUGUACCAUUGCCGCUGUAACCUGAAUUGCAUGUACAGUUAAAGGAAUUGUCUUCGUUUGCUGUACACUCGGCAUUGCCGUCACAAUUGUCGUGAGCACAUGGAUCAAAUACUAUAAAAAUACAUAAUGUUAUGUGAGCACAUGGAUCAAUUACUAUAGAAGUCCCAGGAGUAAGACGUGCUUUCUUUUGCUCAGUCUAAUCUUUCAAAUCAUUGGAAAUUGCCAAUUUCUACAAAUAAUUUCGCUUUAUUUGUUGUGAAUCUCUACGUUAUUAUGCCUCCGAAGAAGAAGAAUAUAAAACCGAACGACAGUUCAGUUAAAACCGAACGACAGUUAACGAUGAGGAAGCUGAAACUACGCCAGUCGCUAACGUCAACUUAAUUGGCUACACUGCAAAGUAGCCUAGAAGCAUUAAUGACAAUCGUAUGAAACAGCAGAUUAAUCAAAUGAACGAUCUUUUCACAAAGCACUCUAACUCGACAAAAGUGGUUUUAACCGAAAUAAAAUCAAGCCAACAAUUUCUCGGUCAAGCUGCAUGGCUAACACGAUUAAUGAAGUAAGGGUGGAGAACAAAAAACUACAAAAAGUCACCGAUGACCUACAACGUCGUUUUUACGAUCUUGAAAACAGUUGCCUUGAGUCAGAUACUGCAAUCGAAAAUCUUCGACAGUAUUCACGUCGGGAUACACUUGAAAUACAUGGCAUCCCAGUAGUUGAAGGGGAAAAUACAAAUGAUAUUGUUGUAAAAGUCGCUAAGAUGGCCGCCCCAGAGCAUAACUUUAAUGAACCUAUGUGAUCUAUAAGCCACCGGCUCCCCUCAAAGCGAGGUGGUAUUCUGGCAAUUAUUUCUAAUUUGUCCGUGAUUUAGGACGUACGGGAUUUAAUCUAUAACAAGCGACGAAAUUUGAGCUUCCAAACCAUCCAAGACCUCGGUUUCGACAUUGCUAGUCGUAUUUAUGUCAACGAAAGCUUGACUGCCCAAAGCCGGGCGAUAUUCGCCGAAGUGAAAAAGUUCCGCAACCACCAUGGUUUCAAAUAUAUAUGGACAAGGAAUGGGAAAGUGCAUCUAAAGAUGAGCGAUAGUCAGCAAGCGAAAUCUCACAUUUUCAACUCCAUGCAAGAAUACGACGACUUUAAGAGCAGAUUCAACAAUACCAGUGGCAUGCAAUGACUAAUUUUUUAUUCCUAUAUCCUGCAGAUAAGUUAUUUUAUUUUUAUUUAACAUUAUAGACAAUAGUUACACUUUGACUCCCUCAGCAGUGUUCUUCCUUUCUAUACGCUAGAUGAUGAUAGCUUUGAAUUAGAGUUAUUUGAAAUGCAGCAUGGUCGCGCGAAUUUUGAAGCCGAAAGAAUAGUGAAUUUAAAAUGUAAUCAAUUGCAUUUCAAGAAUCAAAAUAAUUGGACUCUAACAUAGACCCGGAACGAAACUCUGAUUAAUACUUCAUCCGGCACAAAAACUAACCAAUGUUGUCUUUCUGUUACGCAUUUGAAUAUACUUAGUUUAGGACGGAAUCUAGGUUGUCUACAGAAUUUGAUUUCAUGCCUGAAUUUUAUGUUCUCGGUAAUUGAAAUUUCGGAAACUUGGCUUCAAGAUUCAACCCAUCAUGUUGAUAUUAACGAGUUCAAUUCCGUGCACAAUCAUCGGUCUGAAAGAACUGGAGGUGGUGUUGGCCUGUAUAUCGCUUCUGCACUUGAAUUCAAAACACGGGCGACUUGUGUUUCGAAGACAAUGCAAUUGCUGAAUCUUUAUUUGUUGAAAUUUUUAAUCCUAAGGGAAAAAAUUAUAUCAUAGGAGUGAUGGCUAUAGACCACCUAACCAUAAAUGUGGCCAAUUUCAUCAGUGAACUAAAUUCUUUGAUCAGGAAAAUCUCGAGAGAUAACAAAAAUUGUUACUUCAUGGAUGAUUUCAAUCGGGACUUAUUGGACAACAGUUCUCAUCAAUUUACAAAUGAAUUUUUGCAGGGUUCCAAUUGGCAUUUUGCUUGUGCCUGGGGUACAGUAUUAAAAAAAAAUUAAUAGCCCAAUUUUCAAGUUUUCAAGUACCCCCCUAAUACUUUUUUUGCGAGACGCUUAUAAGGUUAGCGCAAAUGAAUUAAUGAUACAUGUUUUGAUAUGUAUUUAGUAAUAUAUGGCUGUAAAGUAUAGUCCAUUUUACAGGUUUUGAUACCAGUACUGAUGGAAAUUGGCAUGACUGCACUAUAAAAACAUUAUAAUUAGUGACAAUUGCAAUACAAUUACAAUACACGCAAUUUUAACAUUUCUUGUAUUGGUAAUGCAUAUCUUUAUAAAAUUGCCGUUCUAAGUUCUUUUGAAAAUCUAUACUAGACAAUUUGCAUGUUAGCAAAGCAUCAGGGGAAAAGUGGUGACAAUAAAUAUUGUGACGUUAUAAAGUUACCGUUCUAAAGGUCAAGUGCAGCUUAGAGAUGAGUGUGAUAUACUUUUACAAUUCAUGUAUAGAGUUUUAUAUAGACGUUGGUUUAUAUAAUAAAAACUCUAGUUUUAGUACUCAAACUAAAAAACAAGAACACGCCUAUGCCCACAUUAUUAGAAACAACAGCUUUAAAAACAACACCGAAGAAUCCAAUUUAGUUGAUGACUACGUAUCUCGUAAAAAAUGCCAAACAUGAAUCACAAUUCGUCAUUGCGUUAUUUGCGUAAAUAAUCAUUGCCUCAAUAAGUGAGUGAUAAGCAUGAUAACUAAUAUUCAGUACAUUGUACUAUUGGUAGCUGCACUGAAUACAAAGAAUAUAAUGUAUUUCUUGCUUUUUUUCUGAUUACACCAAUGUUAUUGCGACAGAUUUGCGCAAAUGUAAUUUGAUAUCACGCAUUGUAAUUAUAUAAAUGCAAACUGUCUAGUUUUCUGGACGUGAGAAGGUGAAGAAGACUGGGAACGUCCUAGUUUUUUGUGCGCAGGGGUCUGAGAACGUCCUAGAAUGACCUUAUUUGGAAAAAAACUAGGCUGUUGUCGUCAAAAACUAGGACGUUCCCAGACUCCAAAAUACCAAUCGCGCGUAAUGACGUUGUUUUAAUCUAAAUCUAGACAUAUUGACAGAAUAAAAACAUUCCUAAAACAGAGAUUAUUAAUAUAAUACGGAAACAGCUUUACAUAGCGUAUUAAAAUAGCAGAAUAUUUCGAAAUUAAGCACAAUAAUGUAGAAUACACAUACACAACACAAACUGACAACCGAUUUUGUGACCUAUAUCAGAGCGUCCUAGUUUACGCUUUCUGGUUGCCUAGUUUUUCAAUUUUUACCAUUUUUUUGCCUAAAAUUGGAAAAUUUAUGAGAUUGGGUUCCCAGGCACAACUGGUCUCAUUUGGAACCUUGAUUUUUGGACAUAAUGCAUGCUAGUUCGUUUUCUCCUCUAAUUACACUCCCUACUAGAUUAACGUCACACCCCGCAACACUUAUUGAUAAUAUAUUCACCAACAACUUGGGAAAAUAUGCCAUCAGUGGCCUAAUCUUGUCAGAUAUUUCCGAUUAUUUGCCUAUAUUUGCUAUCGCACAUGAUAUAAUGAUCUAAAAAUAGGUACGCGGUGCGUACAUGUUGCAAGCCAUUCGAGCAUAGUUGACACAGCAGAUAAGGCGUGAUAAAGCAACGCUGGGACUUGCCUGGGAGAACGAUACAACCCAGCUAACCUAGUCAUAUUUGGAUGAACUCAUUUGGCUGUUUACAAGUGUAGUACAAAUGCUCUCUUUUCGCUGUUUACUGCGUAUUGCGCAUUGUGCGUAUACCGAGAAUACAUUUCACCUGACCAACGUGUCACUAGAUUUGCUCCAAGUCUCUUUUUCAUUGUCAUAUAGUAUCGAUGCACUAUAGUGUACAUUACAUGACGUAGUACCGAGGGGCGUAGCGAGAAAGAGAGACUUGUCAACUUCGGAAAAUCUCGGUUCAAAACUGAACCGAAAAUGCAAGACUUGCUUUAAUUUAAUUGUUUUCUGUCAGUGUUUAUAUAUAUAUAUUGAUCUAGCACUGUGUAAAUAACAUGAGUUCCAUUAUAGUAAAUAAUACAGAAUGAAAUUGAAGGAAAAUCAUUAAAGCAAGUCUUGCAUUUUCGGUUCAGUUUCUAACCGAGAUUUUCCGAAGUUGACAUAGCCUGAGUAUCAGCCCUCGGCUACACGGCAAAAAACGCCGAGCCCGCUGCUCAACAGGAUUGAACAAUGUUUUGCUGCCCACGUUGUUCACAAUUGUCAACAGUAUUGAACAAUACUGUUGAGCCUGAAUCGGGUGUAACAAUAUUGUUCAAUAUUGUUGACAUCUAUGAACAAUAUGGGCAGUAGCCUGCGUAGCAGACGUUUAGCUGACAGGCCUGUGAAGAAGAAACACCUGCCCAAAUGGAUAUGACAAAUUUGUUUAAGUCCAUUAAGGAUGAUUGACGUUUUGUAAUUAGCACCUUCACCCAUUAUCCAAUCAUAGUCGAGAUUUAUAUUUAACAUCAUGCAUGCUUUUUGCUCAGCAACUACGGAGACUUUGAAGAGAUUUUAUGCACUAUUUAAAACACGAGCAGCAAUAGUCUAGGACCUGUAUAUGAGUUUGUAUGCGUUUCAUUUACCACAGGUAAUCUCAACUGUUUUAGGGUAAAAUGACCAUGGCUGUCAACAUGGCAUAUGUGCCAAAACCUGAAUCCUGGACGAAAGUCCUGAAAAUGACCCCGCCCUGAAACGGCAGUGCCGACAUAGCUCUAACUUCCGAAAAGCAAAAGCGACAGCCUUUCUGAAGUGCUUAUAGUGUUUAGAAGAGAUCGGAAGAGCGUCGGUUAUUGGAAGGAUGACCAUUCAUCACCCCAGGUAAAUUGCUGAUUAUGCAGAAAAUAACAAAUAUACAUGGCAGAAAUUAAAUAUCCUUAUUUCCUAAAAAAAAAUUGCCAUGGGAUGAAAAACUAUGCUUAAUUUAAUAUAAGUAUUGUAGUUUUCAUAAGGAUAGUCACUGUUUUCUAUAAAUAUAAUAUAUUUUAUUUCACUUACCCCCCACGAAAACACGAUUUCAGCCAUAUUUUGCCGUCUUGUUCGCUUUAUAUCGCCGUGUCUCGCAAAUAACAUCCAGUUGUUAUACUUUUACAUAAUGGCAAAUGGCUAUAAAGGAGAUUUCAACCAAGUUUCGGCAAGUUUUGGAGCAGUGCAGUGUAUUUUAUCUUCGAUAUUGUGUCCUUCGAUAUUUCGUCCAUAUGCCGCCAUUUUAAUGGCUCGCCGAUUCUCUGCUCGAUAAAUGCCACUUCUUCGUCUUCAUAUGUAUUUAGAUUACAGUAUCCAAGAGUAGUUCAUUGUAGAAUAGUCCUAAACGAAAAAUUGAAAAAAUUACUUGCACUUUGAAGGAAAAAACCUCCCACAACAAAUUCAGGAUAGGAAUAAAAACAAAUCAUUUGAAAGUCACGCGCAAUCUUCGCGAAAAUUCCUCGUGGCUACUUGACAGGAGGGGGGCGAAUAUUUUCACGAAACGUUGUUCCCACAGCAACCUAACUGGAUGUUUGGAUAUAUUAUAUUUAUUGCAUUUUUAUGAUUGAUAAUAAAAAUACGUAAACAUUUAAUGUUUUUAAUUUUUAUUUUUAAAUCAUAAAAUACAAUAAAUACAAUAUAUUUAGUUGAAACUUGAAUUUCUGUGGUGGCGAACGUUUCGUGAAAAUAUUCGCCCCCCCUGUCAAGGAAUUUUCGCGAAGAUUGCGCGUGACUUUCAAAUGAUUUGUUUUUAUUCCGAUCCUGAAUUUGUUGUGGGAGGUUUUUUCGUUCAAAGUGCAAGUAAUUUUUUCAAUUUUUCUUUUAGGACUAUUCUACAAUGAACUACUUUUGGAUACUGCAAUCUAAAUACAUAUGAAGACGAAGAAGUGGCAUUUAUCGGGCAGAGAAUCGGCGAGCCAUUAAAAUGGCGGCAUAUGGACGAAAUAUCGAAGGACACAAUAUCGAAGAUAAAAUACACUGCACUGCUCCAAAACUUGCCGAAACUUGGUUGAAAUCUCCUUUAGCCAUUUGCCAUUAUGUAAAAGUACAACAACUGGAUGUUAUUUGCGAGACACGGCGAUAUAAAGCGAACAGACGGCAAAAUAUGGCUGAAAUCGUGUUUUCGUGGGGGGUAAGUGAAACAAAAUAUAUUAUAUUUAUAGAAAACA